Messenger RNA from Aureobasidium pullulans EXF-150, 692 nucleotides. RefSeq lists its product as uncharacterized. The transcript is spliced from 2 exons. The record is from RefSeq and is a predicted model, not a curated record. NCBI's taxonomy places the organism in Eukaryota, Fungi, Ascomycota, Dothideomycetes, Dothideales, Saccotheciaceae. Bases 159 to 692 code for a protein of 177 amino acids.
GCCGUUUGCUAAGACAAGAAGUGUCCAAACCACGAUCUUUGAAAGCUUUGGAACCUUCAGUGCCCAACCUUAUCAAGGCAGCAAUCAAGGAUACUUCUCUAUAUCAUGCUCGCCUUCCCAGCUAGAGAUCAUCUGCAGAACUGUAUCAGACAUCAACCAUGGCAGACAACAUGAUCUCCGCCUCCAAGGCCAGACCUUCAAUUGAGACAGAGGACUCCUCCUCCUUUACCUCCCAGACCAACACAUCAGUCAAGACAGAGCACAUCUCUUCAGCUUCCAUGCCCACCACUCCAAUCAGCCCCAGCUUCAAACUGCAAAUGUGCGAGAUCAACCUGAGCGAAUACCAAAGCGAUGGCACAUACCAGAAACCCGCCCAGAUCCAGCUUCAAUACAGAUCAAACGAUACCAUCCUGCUCAACGAAUUGACCUGCGAAUUCAACCGUGGCCACCACGUUGCUGCCCUCGGUUUCUGGGCCAAAUGCAUCGGUGGAGUUCCUAAUGGAUAUGCAUUAUACGGCACUCUCAUCUACGGUCAUCCCAAAGGUCCUACCGAGUCGUACAAGCAUUUGGCCGAACAUGUCGUCAGUAUGAUCAAGGGAGAUAUUGCCAAUUGUGCUUGUGCUUUGUGUACUGGUCCUAGCAGGAUUCUGGAGGUUUCGGAAGAGACUUUUGAUCACAGUGAGCAGGAGUAG